UGCAACACUUUCCGCUUCGAAGUAAACACAAGUUUGACAUUGGCCACAUUUAUUUGCCUUUAACAUGGCUUCAAUGCCUUUAAAUACAUUAAAGCAUUUAGUGAAAUCAAUGUUGGAUACUCCGGGCUUUGACAGAGUACUGAGCAAGGUGAACAUUUUGUCUGCCAGCCCAGGUAAGGUUGUGUGUGAAAUGCGGGUAGAAGAGGAACACACUAACCGGGGAGGGACGCUGCACGGCGGGUUAACGGCCACCCUGGUCGACGUCAUCUCCACCGUGGCGAUCAUGAACACCGAGAGGGGAGCUCCGGGAGUCAGCGUGGAUAUGAACAUUACAUACAUGAGCGCUGCCAAGAUGGGAGAGGACAUACUGAUUACUGCUCAGGUUCUGAAGCAAGGACGGACGUUGGCGUUUGCCUCUGUAGACCUCACCAACAAGGUCACUGGAAAGAUCAUAGCACAAGGAAGACAUACAAAACACCUUGGAAGCAGCUAAACUGUCUCUUCCUCUGUGCCUGUUUGUAAGUCAUACCAUGAAUGUGUACAGUCAUAACAAAGGACUCACCUCUGCUUCUAAAUAUUAGAAUCACUCCUGAUUACGAACAAAGUUGCAGUCAUCAGUGCUAAAAUUUUUCUCUUGGUUUGUUAAUUUUGUCACUGUUACAUAUUUGUUAAGUUAAAGACACUAAUAGCAGUUUUGAUCAAAUCUUUGUAUAACAUCAACUGUUUCAUGCACAUGCAAUAAAAAAUGGACAAGA
Messenger RNA from Cheilinus undulatus (humphead wrasse), 755 nucleotides. RefSeq names its product acyl-CoA thioesterase 13 (gene acot13). Lineage: Eukaryota; Metazoa; Chordata; Actinopteri; Labriformes; Labridae. The transcript has 3 exons. Gene Ontology annotation, molecular function: fatty acyl-CoA hydrolase activity. The coding region runs from base 65 to 493 and encodes 142 amino acids. The record is from RefSeq and is a predicted model, not a curated record.